AUGAAGUCCUUCAUCGCCCCCAUGUCUCUCGUCUCCCUGGCUCUGUCCGCCGUGGGCGAUGCCUCCACCGUCCCUGCCAACGGAGCCCUGAAUGCUCGCAGCGUCCAAUUCUGCGACCAGUGGGGCACAACCACCACUGACAAGUUCAUCAUCUACAACAACCUCUGGAACCAAGCCAAGGAUACCAACGGCAAGCAGUGCACCACUCUCGACUGGAGCAACGGCAACGCCGUCGCAUGGCACACCUCCUACUCGUGGGGCGGUGCCUACACGAACCAGGUCAAGAGCUACGCCAGUGCCGCGCUCAAGUUCACUCCUCAGAUCCUGAGCACCGUUAAGAGUCUUAAGUCCGCCUGGACCUGGAGCUACUCCAACACCAACAUCGUUGCCGAUGUCGCGUACGACUUGUUCCUCAGCUCUACUCCUACCGGCAGUGAGGAGUACGAGAUCAUGGUCUGGCUUGCCGCUAUCGGUGGUGCCGGCCCUAUCUCCAGCACCGGAAAGACCAUUGCUACCGUCUCUCUUAACGGUGUGGAGUGGGAUGUCUGGGUCGGUCCCAACGGCAAUAUGACUGUCUACAGCUUCGUCGCUAAGUCUGCCGUUACCAACUUCGGUGGUGACCUGCUGUACUUCUUCAACUACCUCACCCAGAACCACGGUCUGCCCACCGACAAGUACUUGAAGACUGUCCAGGCUGGCACUGAGCCCUUCAUCGGUACUGCUGAGCUGACUGUUUCCAACUACUGGGUUGAGCUUCUGUAA
Molecule: messenger RNA, 762 nt
Organism: Penicillium expansum
Lineage: Eukaryota; Fungi; Ascomycota; Eurotiomycetes; Eurotiales; Aspergillaceae
Gene: xgeA
Product: putative endoglucanase
Exons: 2
Coding region: 1-762 (253 amino acids)
Biological process (GO): polysaccharide catabolic process
Molecular function (GO): cellulase activity
Source: RefSeq, a predicted model, not a curated record